UUGGGGUGUUUCAAUGCUCUUCUUGUUCUUCAUCUUAAUUUGCCUUGUGCCCCUGCAGUAGGUAUGGAGGACAAAGAGCCAAUUUUGUCUACAUUUUGAUUAAAAUUUUGUGGGUAUGGGCAACUGGUUCACCUGUUGCGUUCAAAGGCGUGAGAAAGUCGCAGGAAUCCCUAAAGCUGAAAUUUUAACGUUUGUCAACUCAAUAGGAACCAGUGAACAUGCCAGUCACCCAUUGCCUGUUCCAGACAAGAAUUCUACCGGGAAAAAGAGAACAGGGAUUGUACCAAGUCCAAGGUCUGAGAGUGAAAUACUAUCAUCUCCUUAUCUAAGAGCGCUUUUGCUCUCUGAACUUGCAAAGGCCACCAACAAUUUCCAUCGCGAUUGCCUUCUUGGUGAAGGAGGAUUUGGUUAUGUUUAUAAGGGAUGGCUAUGCGAGGAAACACUAACUGCUUCAAGACCUGGAUCAGGACUGGUAGUUGCAGUAAAGAAGCUCAAGCCUCGAGGAUUGCAGGGCCAUAAGGAGUGGCUGUCAGAAGUAAAUUAUCUUGGGCAACUUCGUCAUCCAAACUUGGUCAAGCUCAUUGGAUUCUGCUUGGAAGGUGAAAACCGGCUGUUAGUAUACGAAUUUAUGCCAAGAGGGAGCUUGGAGAAUCAUUUGUUUCGAAGUGAGUUAUUAAUUCAUAUUUUCUUUCAACUACUUUAGGGUCCAUGUGAAUGA
Messenger RNA from Nicotiana tabacum (common tobacco), 718 nucleotides. The record is from RefSeq and is a predicted model, not a curated record. Lineage: Eukaryota; Viridiplantae; Streptophyta; Magnoliopsida; Solanales; Solanaceae.